UGGCUCCAGUGCUGUUCUUAGCAAUGAUUCGUCUCACCAAAGGGUGAGGGGUCCAUGUCUGACGCCAAGGCCCAAGGGUCCUCGGCGGCAGUUGUGGACUUCCUCUAUGCCGCGCUGCAAGCAGACCCGCGCUUUGCAAACUUCCUCCCGGCUGACCAGGAUGAUGUCACGCUAGAGCUGCAGUCCUUCUUGGAAGAUGCCUUCGACGAAUCCUUUCCAGAGUUUGACGUGCUCGAGCUCGGCCCGCCAACGGUGCUGCUGGACGUGCUGGCAGAGGGCCUCGUGAGGUCCACGAGCCCCGGCACUGCUUUGGUGGUCGCCGCUUCCCUGCUGCGAACGGAGCUGCGCAGGGACAAGCGCGUCCAGCAAUUCCUGCAGGAUGUGAGGCAUGCGGCAGGGACUGAUGAGGAUCCAGGCCUCGAACUUCCAGACGCUGGCUCCGGAGAGGAGAUCCACACUGCGAGUUUGGAAAGGUUUGUGAUGUCCGAGGAGCAGGCUCUGGAAGUGCAGACAGCUUGGCGAGCCUAUGUCGACAGCUUCAGCGACCCGGAUGCUGCUGCCGAUGCCCUCUUCACUGCCUUCUACGAAGCCGCGCCCAGCCUGCAGCACUUGUUCAAGACAGCUCGCAACACCAUGUCAGGUAGGUUUCUCUCGGGUAUUGAGCAGAUCAUCACGGCCAUGCCUGGUGGCCAGGAAACCAAAUCCGUUGUGGAACUCAUAGGAUUUCGGCACCUGGAUCUGGAGGUGAGUUCGCCUCGGGUGGCGGUCUUUCGGGAAGCCAUCCUCGAGCUGCUCCAAGGAGAGCUGGGUGAUGGCUUGAGCUCCUUGGCCUAUGACGGACUCCGGCGAAUGCUGAACUACGCGGGUGGAGGCUUCAUUUUCAUGCGCGACACCUUCGCGGAGCGCCUGAACAUCCUGGCCGUGAGCUGGGCGAUCGCCUCUGGGGGCGAGGUCCCGGAGUUUGAGGACAUGCAUUCCGGCGAGGAGGGGAGCAUGGCGGCAUCAGAGACCAAGGAGGUGAAGGAGGUGAAGGACUCUGACGCCACACCGAAAACAAAUCUCAACAUGGGCCAGCAGAGUGUGCCCACCACCUUCAACGAGAUGUUCUGCUUCAACGCAGCUGUGAUGGGCUUGUCCGAUAGGGAAUGGAUGUUUGAGGUGCUUGACUCCUUCGACGUGAUCGUCAAGAGCAUCGCAAAUACCUUCCGACUGCAGGAAGAGUGUGACGUGAUCUCCUUGCGCUUCGCCAAGCUGCCAGGAGAGAUCCACCUCGGCGAGUUCAAAGCCGUGAUGUUGGCCUCGCUGCGAUCGCUGGUGCCCAAGGAUUGGGAUACCAAGCACGAGGUGGCCUGGGACUGGCUCUGGGAAAAUGUGCAGCGGAUUCUGGUGAAGGAGAUCGGCGUGCCUUCCAGGAGGGAGCGCUUGGUGUCGCGGUAUGUGGGGUCCUUGGAGCAAGAGACGAGGGAGCUUCUGAGCGGCAAGGUCUACUCGCGAUUCUUUGCGACAGCGCCAGAGGGGCAAGACUUCUUCAAGCAGUCCUCCAGUCGAUUGCUCUUCAUCGUGGAGCGGGUGCUGGAACUGACCUUGGACAUGUACCGCAACCCUCACGGCAUGGUGGACGAUAUCUCCGCGCUGGGGCUGCGCCACGUGGGCUACGGCAUCCCCACGCACUUCUUCAACCCCUUUGUCGCAGCCGUGCUGGACGGCCUGCGCGAGAUCACCGAGGAUGAGAAGCUGUGUGAAGCCUUCGGCUGGUCGCUGGGGCUGAUCGCCCGGAUGUUGGUGCGGACGAUUACGGAGGGGUCCACCCUGGUCAUGAAGGCCAUCAACCACAACUCCCCCAAGCAGAUUCGGAAGGCUCUCAGCACAGCUCCUCGGAACCAGCGAGCCAUGUGGGUCCUCAAGGUCACUGUUGGUACGCAGUCGAUCUCGCCUUUGCUGUGGGCCAUACAAAGUGGCAGCAUGGAGGCGGCCAAAGCCAUCAUGCGGGAUUUGCUCACGAUCCGCGCUGAUCGGGAUCAUUACUACUACGGUGUGGACGAGCUCUUCGAGAGGCAUCCAGAUAUCGUUCAGGUUAUCACGGCCGAAGCCCCGGAACUGCUGGAGGUGAUGCUCGACAAGUUAGUGUGGCGCUCUCGAGUGGUGAUCGGCGGCAUGCGCCGGGCCAAUAUCUUUCUGAAGCACCUACUCAUAGACCCCGACGGCAACUUCGCAGAUGCGAUGAGCUGGAUUUGCAAGAUGCAGGACCCGGUCAUCGUCACACAUGACGUUUUAGAAAAGCUGACUGACUUGGUGUGGAGCAACGUGAUCUACCGGCCUUUCUUGCUCAGCAAGGUGUGGCUGCUCUUCACCUUGGUGGUAUUCCUUUUUAGCCAGGCCAUCCUGAAGAACUGGCAGACCGAAGGGGACGACUGGAGUUUGCGCCUGUCCACUUUCCUUUGCCGCUGCUUUGUCUACUUUGCCGGCAUGCUGGAGCUGGUGUACACCAGGGGCAAGGUGGCGUGCAAGGCCAUCAAGACGGGCGACAUCACCCGGGUUUUCCAGAUCCCAGUGCCCACGAAAUACGUGUCAGAUUGGCAGGAAGGGGUCAGCGUUUUGCUGACGCUGAUCCUUAUCGGGAUGUACAUGGUAGAGCCCAUCAUGUUUUGCCUGGACAACUACGAGGGCGACUUCCAAGGGGCCGGGCUUUUUACGCAGAACUGUCCAGCGGCAAGGGAUGUGCACGACCUCUACGCGCUCCUCUCCAUGCUGGCGAUGUUCUGCUACUUCGCCCUCUUGGUGGACUUUAGUGCCCUUUUCGUGCGCAGCUCCACUUUCGUGAUGAUCGCCGGGCGAGUGGCGCCCAACCUAGUGUUAGCGCUAUGCGCGGGCGCUUAUUUGGUGGUCGUCUUUGGCACAGCCGUCACGGUGUCCACCAAGAACGAGGACUUCCGCACCAUCCCAAGGGCGGUGCUGUCCUUGUUUCAGAUGACCGUUGGUAUGUAUCCUGGGGACAAAUACUAUGCAGUUUUGACGGAUCGAUGGCUCUUGGUUAUGUGCAUGGGCCUCAUUAUUCUGGUUGUGAUAUUCCUGUUCAACGUGCUGAUUGCCAUGCUCAUCGGCUCCUAUUCGGAAGUUCACGGCACGGUGAUCGGCCUGGCGCGGUUGAACCGCAUGGCCAUCAUUGUGGACUCCAUGCCCGGAGUGCGGCAAAAAACCUUCGCAAAGUUCAUCGAAGGACUAAAGCUGGACGAGCGCAUGGAGUUCAACGAGGGUGAUGUCGGCCUUGCGGGAGGCAUUGAUUUUGUUGAACCGGCCUACGUUCAUCCAACCUAUGAGGACUUGAUUUGCAGAUUCGGAGGCUCCACAUCUCCUAAGAUGCCUUGGCCAGAGGAUGAGGAGGAAGCCACCGGCUCUGUGUGCGAAAGGCUGGAUGACCUCACCAAAAUUUUCAAGAAAGCCAUGAAGAGGAUCUACCUGCAGCACAAGCACGGGAAGUCAGAGUCCAGCAUCACUUCAUCUGAAGCGAGCGGCAGCUUCAACUCCAGCGGCGUAUCUUCAAGGUCAGACUGAGCCGAAGGCCGCUGUUCCGUUCGGGAAGCGGCUGAUUCUCCAUAAUUUGGGGGAUUCCCCUGCACAGCUCAUUUCAUC
This is a messenger RNA of Effrenium voratum, 3630 nucleotides long. NCBI's taxonomy places the organism in Eukaryota, Dinophyceae, Suessiales, Symbiodiniaceae. The record is from the annotation of a GenBank genome assembly.